UGGGUUCUUCAGUCGUCGAUUGACUCUUCACUGUUAAACAUCGGUGGUAACAUAGAUACAUGCAAUUUUUGUCUGUUUGUUUGUUUUGAUUCUGCGCUCUAACUGUAAUUGGCGUAUUGUUAUAGCUCGGAAAAUAUUGUUAUGACCAUCGGUUUAAAAAAAAAAAUUGUAUUUAUGCGGAACUUAUGAUAGGCGGGAUGAUCGUGUCUCGAAGGGGGUACAACGCAAGGAUUAUUAAAUAAUAAAAAUACGAAGAAAAAAGAGAAAUAAAGAUCGUUUGGAUUUUACGGUUUUUGGCUAAUACAGUGAAUUGACGGUGUGUUCCGUAUAUAACGAGUUGUUGCUUGACAAAGGUCAGUAGCAUAUUCAUGGCUGUCUUAAAGUGCAGCCAGUGCAGCAUCUGACACAUGUUGACUUGAGAUGAGAUCGGGAUUAAAGAGAUUUGAUCUCGUGUAGCAUAACAACAACAAAACGAAACAUAAAAAAGAGGUGCAGCUUUUUGUAUUUCUUAUCACGGUUAUAAAGAAUUGAUGGUGGCAACACAAUACAACACAACACAAACAACAACAAAAUAUAAAUAAAAAUAAAAGUGAAUGGUUCUAAAAAUGAUCUGGCAUUGAUGUGCCGCAUUAAGACAUUUUGUGGUCGGUGGCGAACAAAAUAAUAAUAAUUUGUGUGUUUUGUAAAAAAAAUAAAAAUUUAAAUUAAUAAACAACUCAAAAUAAUUAUUUAAAUUAAUCAUAUUUUACGUUGGCUCAUCUUUUGUGUGAUACUUACAUGACUCGAGGUGGUUCAUUGGUGAUUGCUACGUUCAAUUUAUUCAUCAAUAUUUAAAUAUCACAAAACAAAAGAAGAGGAACACACACACACACAGCAAAAACAACACAAGAACAAACUAUUAUCAUCAUAGUUGACAUUUAAUCUGAGAAUAAGGUGUUUUACACGGUCGUAGAUGUAUUCACCACCAUCGCGCCAAAAUGAACCAGCUAUGCAAAGUUUGCGGUGAACCAGCGGCUGGAUUUCACUUUGGCGCGUUUACGUGUGAAGGCUGUAAGUCAUUUUUCGGUCGAACCUACAACAACAUCUCCGCCAUAGCCGGAUGCAAGAACAACGGUGAUUGUGUGAUAAACAAAAAGAAUCGUACCGCCUGCAAAGCGUGUCGCCUCCGAAAAUGCCUCCUCGUGGGAAUGUCAAAAAGCGGUUCACGCUAUGGCCGUCGAUCGAAUUGGUUCAAAAUCCAUUGUCUCUUGCAAGAGCAACAAUCCCAACACCAGCAGCAUGGCUCUUCACUGGCCAACAAUUCACAACAAAUGACUUCGAAUCUGGAACAACUCAAUCACAUCCACCAGCAGUUGCAGGCACGUCAGACGUACCAAGACAAAACAAAUCCCUCUAUCAAGACUGCAAAUCUUUCACCCCCAGCCCACCUCUUCCUACCCGCCAAAUAUCUGAACGGCAGUGGGAGUGGAGGCAGCAUAUCGCAUACAAAAUCCGAGCCACGUCUGAGUUCACCGAGUGAUUCAGGUGCAUCAUCGGCUGAUCCCGAUGACAACAGCAGCAUUCGGGGUGUUCCUGAUAGUCCAAUCGAAGACCGGCAGUUCAUGAAAGCCUUUCGAAGUUCCUCCGUUGAGCCACUUAAAGUAUUUUCCCCGAAGGCAUUAAGUUCGAAAAUGAGCCCGUUCGUUGCGUUUCCCACGUCCUAUGGAUCAAAACCAAUUCUUCCACCAGUUCUGCAGCCGCCGAUAACUACUACCACAACGACGACAACGACGAUUAGCCUGCAGGACGAGCCAAUUGAUUUAUCAGUGAAGUCUCAAAUUCAAUCUCAAAGUCGAACCACACCUCAACCAACGCCUCCGACACCACCACCCAGUACUCUAGACCUUCCAAAACCUGCCCCGCUGGACUUAACUUUGGUCCGAUCGCAACCAAUGUCGGGAUGAGACAUUCAAUAUAAACUUGAUAAUUCAAAUACUCGGAUGUCCUGGGGAGUUCAAAGUGCCAUAGAUCUAAGGAUAAAGAAGUCUUACAAAAAUUUAAAAAACAAAAUGUCCAGGUGCUUCAAAAUAUAGAUAAAUAAAUACACAAACAAAAAUGAUGAGUUAUUGCAAACAAGGCCAGUUCUUGCCUCGAUAUAAAUAGAAACAUAGUUUACUUUUUAGGGACAUUAUAGCCAGUUUAAAUUUUAUUUAAUAUUUAACUAAACAAAAAAGUAAACAAAAAUCCAAGAAAAUUAAAUCAAAACAAAAGAUAAUUCUCCAUUGGUGCCAGAAAUCGUACAAAUAUUUUUGAUAUAACAAACAAAAAAACUUAAAUUUUCUUACAAAUUAUAAUUAUAAAAAUAGUCACUGUAAAAUAAUUAUAAAAAUCUUUUUUUAUAUAAAAAAUAUGGAAGAACAACAUAAACAGUUUUAGAUAAUUUUA
This is a messenger RNA of Eupeodes corollae, 2424 nucleotides long. Its product is annotated as protein embryonic gonad. Bases 978 to 1943 code for a protein of 321 amino acids. Lineage: Eukaryota; Metazoa; Arthropoda; Insecta; Diptera; Syrphidae. Gene Ontology annotation, molecular function: sequence-specific DNA binding; DNA-binding transcription factor activity; zinc ion binding. The transcript has 5 exons. Gene Ontology annotation, biological process: regulation of DNA-templated transcription. The record is from RefSeq and is a predicted model, not a curated record.